AUGAUUACCAGGAAGGCGAUGUGCAGGCGCGCGUGGCGCGGUGGCUGCCACGCCUCCGCGCUAGCAACUCGGCGCUACAGCGGCCUGGCGAAUUCCGUCAGCCUGGAAGUGGCGCGCGCCUGUAGCCUCUGGGCGAGGAGGGAGCCCAGGGUGGUGGCUGGCAAGAACUCGGCUGGCAGCGACAUCAUGCUCCUGGCUGCCAGACACCUCGGACUCCCGGAUUCCGAGCAGCUAUGGCGACUCUCACCGCAGUCCCGGCAGGGCAGGUUGCCCAGCGUGGUCAGCCAUACGAAAAUAGUCUACCAGGAUGCCGUUGCCGGCGACCGCGACGGACAGCAUAACGACAUAUGGCUGGGCCACGCAAGAUACCGUAGCUACAUUGCCCUCACGAUGCACGGGCCCUCGGGAGUAGGCGGUUUGGACUGGUGGGCAGGCCUGGGUGACAAGGCUGCCACGUUGGAGGCAGGGGAGUGCGUUGAUUCGUUAAUGCGUAGCGACGCCACCAGCGGUGAAGGGGUCAACCAUGCGGAGGGCGACCCAACGUCGCGCACGGACACCACGAUAUUCGUGUAUCCCUACUCCAGAAAAAGCUCGCAGCUAAUCGUGGAGACGCUGAAUAAGCAUCGCAAGGGGCUGACGGAAACGGAUAUACGCAGCCUUAUCUACCUAUGCGGUUCCACCGGCAGCAGCAGGGCGCUGAGGUUCCUGGGCCAGCUGAUACGCGAACAGUGCAGAGGUAAAGAAACUGCAAGCGCCAUCCAUCGCGUGGAGGAGCAUGCGUGGCCCUGGAUGAACCACGGCUCGAUGGACAACGUUGCCCAGAUAGGGGUACCCGUAGUGCUCGACGCACUGGCCAGCGCCGCGAUAAUACAGUACACCUUCGAAAAGGAGAGUGCCGUUUUCGACUACAUAGGCUCCCAGUUGCAGAAGCUCGAUGCGAAGAUAAAGGAGGAAGGCGCGGCCGUGGCUGACGAGGUCAAGGCACUGGACGAGGCGGUACUCAGCCGCGUGGUUAACCUGCUGGUGCUCAAGAGGAACCUGUCGCAGUUCAACAGCGACCACAUCAGGGUAUUCAGCGAUUUCAUCUGCGACCGGUUGCACCGAAUUGACCCCAGAAGCGUCGCCAACAUCGCCUUCUCUCUCGGGCACUCCAAGCACCUCGACGAGUUCUGGAUGUUCAUGAUGGCGAAGCGCAUACAAGAUUCGCCGCACGAGUUCGGGCCCGACGAAGUUGCGGCGAUCAUGGAUGCAUACAGCAACGCCUGUCUGGAGGACCACGAGUUCUACGCGACGCUCUGCAAGCAGGUCGCCGACAACUUCGAGCACCACAACUUGCAGCACCUCACCGUGAUCCUGAGGGCGCUGGCACGCGUGCGUGUGCGGGACGAGUGGCUGCUGGAAAACACGCUGAACCGGCUUCAGGCCCACCUGAAGGAACGGGAAAACCUAAGCGACGACAAGGGCACGGGCCGCGAGCUCGCCUACAUGACGGCGAACUGCGUCGUUGCCGCUGGAGACCUUGGCUACGUUGGCAACUGCAAUUUCGAUGUCAUGUGGAGGCUGCUCACCACCAGGAUCAGGGAUUCCUCGUUCGACAUCUGCGCAAUCAACUGGCUGCCGCUGGCCGCCAUGACCUUCGCCAGCAGGACCACGCUGCAGACGUUCAUGCCCGUCUGGCUCAGGCACGUCCUCCACACCAUACAGAAGCUGAGGUCGAAAACGUUCGUGCUCACGAUACAGCGGAGGCACCACCUUGUGCGGCACGUGUUCAGGCUGGGGAUAUUGCCUCCACAACUGCUCCCGAGACACGCCCAAAGCAUCCUCGACGACAUCUGCGACCGCGAAUACGUCACGGGGAAGGUGCCGGAGGAGUACGUCCCAGAGAGCUCCACGUUUCACCUGGAGGUAUGCGCCUGUCUACGCGCCCUGGACGUGGCGCACCAGAGGGAAAUCAAUAUCGUACCCUUCGUCAUGGACAUCGUCGUGCCGCCAAAGGUGAGAAACCACGCGAAUGCGCAGACAUAUGCGCACAGAAAGAGUACAGCAUCAAGCCGCCACAAAUAUGCGAAGCACACAGACUGUCUGACAAGGUCAGAAGCGGGCAUACCGACGAACUCAGCGCCGCCGGGUUCAGACUCAAGUACACACGACACUCACCCAACCACCGCAAACGCAAGCAGGAAAUCUACGUCUACGACAAAAACGAUGGAUGAAAUCGAAUCGUAUCGCAACAGGCACCAUCAGGCCUACCUCGCGCGCAAAAGCGCCGACGAGAAGGCCCAGGCACGCGAGACGCAUAGCCAGCGCCCCGCGCCAGCUGCAGACUGCGGAAUCACGCCGCCAGCGCAACAGCCGCAUCAGACGGUGGGCUACGGCGAGCAACCUGUCGUCAAGGGCGAGAUUCCGCAAGGUUACGACUACAUGGAUUACGAGGGGGACCCAAUGUACGAGUCGUCCGUGGCUCUCGCGCGCCGACUCCAGGAGGAGCUCAACGGGCCGCAGCCGCAGCGAGAUGAGGUGCGGCCGCCGGACUCAGUCUACCAGGAGCGCAUGAUCAGUUCGGAAAACGAGGAUGACGAUCUGCAGGCAGCCAUCGCAAAAUCGCUCAUCGACAUGUAG
This is a messenger RNA of Babesia bigemina, 2619 nucleotides long. RefSeq lists its product as hypothetical. NCBI's taxonomy places the organism in Eukaryota, Apicomplexa, Aconoidasida, Piroplasmida, Babesiidae. Bases 1 to 2619 code for a protein of 872 amino acids. The record is from RefSeq and is a predicted model, not a curated record. The transcript has 2 exons.